GUGUUACGUUCCAAUCUCUCCAUUUAUCCUGCAAACACCCAAGCACAUUUUUCUUCUUAAAAAAACUAAUCCCCUGUCUUCUUUCAUCUUUUUCUGGUGGCUUGAUUAGUACAUAUCUCGACAAUCCGCGGUGGACAAAUACUUCGAGCAAAGAAAAAGGAUUCCCCUCGGGCCGAGAAAUCAUCUUGAUCUAGCAAAUGGGUCUUGCUGCACCCCGAAAGAAAUCCAAGAUCUCACACGAUCCUAACAAUACAAAUUGGUCGCGCUCAACAACUGGCUUCGGGCACAAGAUUCUCAGUUCUCAGGGAUGGACCCCGGGUAGCUUUCUAGGUGCACGAAAUGCUGCACAUGCUGAGUUAUUCACCACAGCAAGCGCGUCUCAUAUCCGCGUAACUAUCAAAGAUGAUACACUUGGCCUUGGUGCGCGACCGAGGCGGGACGUACUAGGCGAACCCACUGGCCUUGAUGCGUUUAGAGGCUUGCUGGGACGCUUAAAUGGCAAGUCAGAUGCAGAACUGGGGAUUGAGGAGAAGAGGCGCGAGAAUGCCAAGUUGGCUCGAUAUGCGGCCAGCAGAUGGCAGGCAGUUAACUUCAUUAGUGGUGGAUAUCUGGUCCAGGAAAAGGCUGAUGUCAGCGAAUCUGAUGAACCCGCUCAAAUCGAGUCAGACACUGAGAGCCGCAGGACUAAUAAGAGUGCUACUGAGGUCCAGAGAGGACCUGAAAGUCCCGAUUAUGUGGACCCUAAGGCAAGUCCUAUCAGUACUCAAAGUCAAAAUAUUGGCAGUUGUGGAAGGCAACUCUCAGACAACCAGGCCUCCUGUAAGAAAAAGUCCAAGAAAAGGAAGAACAAAGAAAGGCAAGAAGAUAGCGGUUUCGAACACACAAAGACAGACACAUCGGAUCAAAGAGACGAGUCCAAUUGUGUUUCCCCUACAGAAAUGCCUGCAUCGACUUCAAAGUCUCUGCCAUCAAGGGAACGCCGUCCGAUGGGCAGGCAUGUUUUCAGAAGCCGUCACAUUGCACAGAAAAAGAGAGCUCUCCUCGACGAGAAAUCGUUGAAUGAGGUAAGAACGUUGCGUUUUCACAUGGUCACUUAUGCUUACUGAUUUGAUCUCAGAUAUUUAUGGUCAAGUCAUAAUACCCUGUCUCUUGGCUCGUGUCGUGUAGAGGCUAGCCUAGACUUUCUCCCACUACUCAAAUACCCAAUGUGAUUAUAUUUAUACACGCUUGUUAUUAUCAUGCCGAGCACAUGACCAAGUCUGAUCUUCCAUCGAGUUCCGCUACAACACAUUUUCAUAAUGGCCGUCUGUUCCUAUCAUGAUGAUGCUACUUAGUGUAGCUCUAGAGGAGAUUUGGGUUGGCAGUAUAUGGACUUCCGUUCGGACUGGAUAGAUUUCUCUACAAACACUUCCUGUG
Aspergillus uvarum CBS 121591 is the source of this 1416-nucleotide messenger RNA. It is a transcript of the gene pxr1, whose product is annotated as telomerase inhibitor/ribosome biogenesis protein PXR1. Bases 198 to 1106 code for a protein of 302 amino acids. The record is from RefSeq and is a predicted model, not a curated record. The transcript has 2 exons. Lineage: Eukaryota; Fungi; Ascomycota; Eurotiomycetes; Eurotiales; Aspergillaceae. Gene Ontology annotation, molecular function: nucleic acid binding.